Messenger RNA from Petromyzon marinus (sea lamprey), 3633 nucleotides. The record is from RefSeq and is a predicted model, not a curated record. NCBI's taxonomy places the organism in Eukaryota, Metazoa, Chordata, Hyperoartia, Petromyzontiformes, Petromyzontidae.
GAUCAAUUGCUCAUUAGCAUAAUGGGCGUGGCAUGAGGGUGACGUCACCUCGCGAGUUCGGCACGCCGGCUCUUCGGUGGUUUCGGGUUCGUCGUCCCGUGCGUGUCUCGCAUUUAUUACUUUACGUUAACUUCGCCAUAAUUAAAGUGACGGCGAUUCCCGGCCGUCGGUGGCUGCGUGUGUGAACCUCGUCAAGGAGUUUCGUUACGGAAGUCGGAGAGGCCCGGUUACCGUGGACGGAUUGAGAGCGACUCCCGCGGGGUCCCGGGGAGACCGUCCUCGACUAGUUUCCCUGCCGGGGGGAGACGCCUCACCUCCCGCCGGGACUGCCCGCGCCGAAGCAGCGAUUUUAUCCACUGCUGGAUGAGAGCCUCCCACGCCGUGCGGCUCGUCAGGGUAAUUUUAUCAUACUUCACCGGACUGGGACCAUGUCCUCGGCCACACACUCGUGCGUCAUCUGCGGCGAGGUGGGGCUGUCGGCGUCCGAGGUGCAGACGCACUUAUUCAUCCACGCCGAGGUCUCCCCCUCGUGCCCAUUCUGCUCCCUGUCGGGCGUCUCCCUCGACGAGCUCCACUUCCACAUCGCCGUGGCGCACACGGAGACGAGCGCGAGCGCUGGCGCGCCCUCGCCGUUGCCUCCGCCGCCGCCACCCGCCAGUCGGGAAAACGGAGCGCGGGGUGGGGCGGAUGGCAGAGAGGCUGACGAUGCGCUGAGUUCGGCUCGACCGGCACCUUCACAAGGCCCCUGGAAGUGUCGCAGUCCCAGCGGCGGCCAAAAGGCAACAUCCUCGCCGGACGGUGCCGACACGGCCGACGGCGCUAAGCCAGUGGUCGCCGCACGAGCCGCGGACUCGACCCGUCCCCGUGGGGAGAAGUACGGGAGCUUCCCGGGCAGGCUCGAGGAAUCCCGGAGUGAACGGUGGCGUUUAGAGGGCGGCGUCUCUGAGCGUGGCCCCAAGGAGGCGGAGGCGGAGGCUCCGAGUCCCUCACGUUGCAGACGAAAAGGCGUGGAGGACGUACGCGUGGAGUGCCCGUUCUGCGGGCUGAAGGAGUCGGGGGAACAGCAGAUCCUGCAGCAUUUGCAAAGUGUCCACGCAGAUGCCAUGGACACUCCUCAGAAGGCCGCGUCACGACCGCCAAGUCAAGGUGGGGAGCGGAACGUGGGCAGGGCCGCGUGUCCGCUUUGCGACGCCACCCUCUGCUCGGAACGGGAGCUGCAGCUGCACGUGGAACAGCAUUUCUCCGGAGGCGAGGCUGGCGUACUGGAGGAUGAACUGCUGGCCGAGGCGCUGCAGAACGAGGAAGUCGUGCGGCGCCAGGAGGAAGACCGGCGAGAGAGCGAGGAGUUCCGUCGCCUGCAGCGCGAGCACGGCAUGGACGGGCGCGGGGGCUUCGCGCGCCAGGCCCAGCGCAGCCUGGAGAGAGACAUGGAGCGCGGCGUCAUCUCCCCGCUGGAGCUCCACGAGCGCCGGGCGCAGCUCCUGGAGGGCCUCGCCGACGGCCGCGACAACGGCAACACUCGCACCGCCGGCCUCACGGCGGCGCUCGCACGUGUCUACGGCACGGGCGCGGCGGUGCGGGACGUGGCGUGCGUGUGGCUCGCUGCCGACACGAGCCACUACCGGGGCGAUGGCGGCGACCGGGGCUGGGGCUGCGGCUACAGGAACCUGCAGAUGCUCAUGUCGAGCCUGGCGCGACUCGACCGCUUCAGCUUCCUGGGGCUGCAAGGCGGCGCCCGGAUGCCGGGAAUCCCGCGGCUGCAGGCGCUGGUGGAGGAGGCGUGGGAGCAGGGCUUCGACCCGCAGGGGGCCUCCAACUUCGCCGGGAAGCUGCGGGGCACGCGCGCCUGGAUCGGCGCCACGGAGCUCUACGCCCUGCUCACCUCGCAGCGAGUGCGCUGUCGUGUCGUCGACUUCCACCGCGCCACGGGGGAGGGCGGCACCCACCCGCUGCUCUUCGCGUGGGUCACGGAUUACUUCCGGGGCAGGGGUCAUGAGAGGGCACCCCCGCCGGGUCAGCUCGUGGUGUCCACUCGGCUGCCUCCGCUCUACCUGCAGCAUCAGGGUCACAGCCGCACGGUGGUGGGGCUGGAGGAGAGGCGAGAUGGCACUGUGUGGCUGCUAAUCUUCGACCCGGCGCACAGCGCGCAGACAACGGACCGGCUACUCCGUGCCGCCACCGGUAACACCGCCGUGGCCACUGCCGCCGUGGCCACCGCAGCUCUCCGCCCGUUCCGCCGGCCCCUCGGGGCCUUGCGGCACCGCCAAUACCAGGUUCUGGCGGCCGAAACGACGGAGCUCACCGACGCAGAGAGAGAGGUCAGUGCGUACGAGACGCAUAGCCACACCCCCCCCCUCCCCGACAGACAAGAGGGCACGGCCUUAUAGGGGAGUGGGCGGUCAGAGCGGAUGCCCAGGGUGAAACGCUAGGAGGGGUGCCAAAUAUUUAUUCAGUAUAAAACCGGGGUGAUAAAGCUUUACCUUAUUGAGCACCAAAUAGGAUUGUUUUCAUAUCUUUGAAGGGUAACUACACAUUAACACAGAUCUCAAGUCACUUCUGUCACUGUGAGACGCCCUUGCAAACUAUAAACGGUGUUGUUGCCAGGUCGAAAAUAUUCCCCCCCAGCACCCGAUUAGUGCGGCUAAGGUGCUGGCAGUGGUGGACAAAUAUCGGUUGUGGGCCGCUUCGGAGCGUUAAGGCCUCGAUUCUAUCUCAAGCCGUAAGAAACGAGGCUCACCGGGCCGUAGAUUCCUCGCCCCUUUCUCUUUUUUUGUACGCGACAUAAAAGCGUGAAACGUAUAUUUGGUUACCCCUCGCUAAACCGUUGCCAUCUCUCAACAAAUAACAACGCCCAGGGUUACCACCAGCGGAAUAUUUUCAAGGGGCGAUUCGUCACUCGUCGUCGCAGUCCGGUCGCAAAUCACUCCACCGAUUUCUCUCCAUUGCCCGCAUCCCUCGCUGCGCACUCCCAUGCCCGGCACGUACCAAUUAAAAUUCCCUCUCUCUGUGCCAUCGUUGUAUUCUUUGUUCUCCGUACGCAGGCUCGUCGCACGGCUUCCCAGGUUUUCGUGGCCGAGAGGAUUCCCUGAGACACGCUGGUUGGGGGACUGCGUGCCGGCCCGCUCCCUGCCACCCCUACGAGCAGGGGGGGAACCCUCCAACCCUCCCGCCACCACUCGACACAGCCGAGGACGCCUUUGCCUCGCUUUGCUGCAAGAAGUCACGAAAGUUGACGAGACUAAAAUGACGAUGUCAGGAUUUAGGACGGCCGUGGCGUCUGUGGGUAGAUAGCCACAAAUGCAUUGCUGUUUGGAUAUUUGCCGCCUUUGUUCGCCAAACGUGUCUGGUGCCUUUUGUGUAAGGACAGGGUGGUCCAACAUCGUCAAGUUAAGAACAUUACAGUGGCUCGAUUCAUUGCCCUGCAGGUUGGGAGAUCGUCGAUUGAGGAUCGGCCGCCAGGCUGAUGGUGGCAUGAGGUCGCGCUUUCUCACUUAACAGUGGGCCGGGUUAAGGCUGCCAUCUUACACUCAAACAUUACAGUGAGAGCUGCAGAUAUUCACCAAGUCUGCCCAGGGAUUGAUCACAGAAUUUUUUAAAGCUUGCAAUAAAGCGUUUUUAUAUUUUUAAAAUAUA